UAUAAUUGAUAAUAUCUAAUAAUUUUUAUUUCUGCUAUAUGUAUGCAUAUUUUAUAUAUAAUAUAUUCUUACAAAAAUAUAGAUAUAGAUAUGUUCUAAAUAUAUCUAAAUCAUAUUUCUCCUAAAUUAUGAAAAAUAAUUUUAACUGCAUCCACUUGCCAGUCAUAAUUCAUAACCAGAUACUUGUUAAUACAAGUAUUGGUCCUUAUCAUGAAAGUUUGGCUAUGAAAAUGUAACUAUACUCCAAAACUGAAUGACUUCCUCCAAAAAAAAUUUGCAUUCAGAUAUAAUAUCCCUGAAAUGGUAUGAUAUUCAUAUGUAGAUAAAUAUGUUUAGAUUUAGAUAAUAUACAUCCAUUUAAAAUAAUUCAAACAUUGAUAUGUAUAUAUAAACAAUACUCCAUUGUUAUCAAAUUAUAAUAUACACAAGAAAAAGAAAAAAACAAAGAGUUAAUCAUGACAAGACAAAAGGUGAAGAUGGCUUUCAUAGAAAAUGAGUCCUCAAGAAAAGCAACAUACAAGAAAAGAAAGAAAGGUAUCUUGAAGAAAGCCAACGAGUUAGCAACUCUCUGUGGCGUCCCAGUUGGUGUAAUCAUCGACAGUCCAUACGACUUGACCCCGGAGGUGUGGCCAUCGAGAGAAGAUAUGGACAAUGUUCUGUCCCAGUUGCAGAGGUUGCCGGUGAUGGACAGGACCAAGAAGAUGCUGAACCAAGAGUCUUAUCUUAAACAAAGUAUCUCCAAAGCAUCUGAGACAUGUAAGAAGCUGACCAAAGAGAACAAAGAGUUGGAGAUGAAAGAGGUAAUGUUUGAUUGUCUUAGUGGCAAGACUUCACCAUCUCGUAUUGAGAAAAAUGAUCUUGGUGCUUGUGGUAAUGUCAUUGAGCAGUACCUAAGAAAUCUUAAUCGUAGGAUUGAGAUUCUUAGUAAGAACGACGGAGCGUCUUCUUCAUCUGUUCAUGUUGUUGCUUCAACAUCUGUUGCCAUGCCUAUAGUUGAGUUGGGUUCUUCUUCAACCGCAUUUUGCGAUAUGAUUCGUCAACAGCAGAUUCAAAGUAAUAUGAAUCAGAACGUUGGGAGCUUGGAUCUGAAUCAGCAACAGUGGUGAGCAUUGGUGAACAUCCUUAGAGGUCUCUCUGACCAUGUUUCUGUUUCGUCAAGCUAUCAAUAAAAAUAUAUUUAAGCAUUUUUUUUGUUUUAUACAUGUAUUCAAUAUUCAUUGCUUUUAAACGUAAUGCAUUUUAUCUUUAAUGACAUUUCAUUUUCUCAAGUUCUAGUUCUUUGGUAAGAACCUAAAUUAUGUGAAUUUAAAUUUCAAUGGUGAAACAAGAAAAUACUAACACAAUCCAGUUAAUAGGCUAUAUGUCUAGUUGAUUAACUUCUUAUUACUCCUUAACCAAGUACAUAUAUACUUGAAAGUUAAAACUAUUUACAGCCUAAAAAACAUCAAAAUAAUACGUGUUAAAUUAAAUAAAUAUAGACCAUAUUUUUGUCUAAUACGAAACUUUGGAAUAUUACGUCUUAAAUCAAAUAAAUAUAUUUAAGCAUUUUGUCUUUUCGUUACAUGUAUUCAUUGCUUUGACAUGUAAUGUAAUUUAUCUUUAAUGGCAUUUCCAUUUUCGCAAGAACAUGAAUUAUGUGAAUUUAAUUUCCAAUGGUGAAACAACACAGUACACAAUCUAAUUAAUAUGAUAUAUCUCUUGAAUUGUCUAGUUUAUUAACUUCUUAUUAUUCCUUAACAAAGUAUGUAUAUACUUGAAAGUUGAAACUAUUUACAGCCUAAGAAACUUCGAAAUAAUAUGUGUUAAAUCAAAUGAAUAUAAGGAAGAACUAAGGAAAAAACUAAAUAAAUAAAUAAAAUAGACCAGAUCUUUGUCUUAUACGAAACUUUGGAAUAAUAUGUCUUAAAUCACAUAAAUAUAUUUAAGCAUUUUGUGUUUUAGUUACAUGUAAGUAAUGUAUUUUAUCUUGAAUGGCAUUUCAUUUUUUCUAGUUCUUUGGCAAGAACAUUAAUUAUGUGAAUUUAAAUUCCAGUGGUGAAACAACACAAUACUAAAACAAUCCAAUUAAUAGGCUGGCUAUAUGUCUUGAUUUGUCUAGUUGAUUAACUUAUUACUACUUAACCAAGUAUAUACUUGAAAGUUGAAACUAUUUACAGCCUAAGAAACUUCAAAAAUAAUAUGUGUUAAAUCAAAUAAAUAAAAGGAAAAAAUAAGGAAAAAGUUCAAAAAAAUAAAAAUUAAUAAAAUAGACCACAAUUUUGUCUUAUGGAAAAUUUUGGAAUAAUACGUUUUAAAUCAAAUAAAAAUAAGGAAAAUUUCCAAUAAAAAAAGUUAGUAUUAUUGCAUUGUUCUGCAGAAUUUUUUUACUGAAAUCUAAGUUCUCAAGUCGUCCUCUUUUUUUCUUUUGGUUACAUUUGUAUUACUAAAAAUCUGGUAGUCCUUAGCAAAGUCCAAAGAAACAUCAUGUUAGUUGAUAUAUUUACAUUUUUCAAUUUGAUAGAAAGUGGUUAACACGUGAAUGCUAUAUUUCAGCAACAAUCAGUCUUCUUUUUGCUUUUACAGUGUGCGGUAGAACUUCUUUAUUCCGAUCCUCUUUAUUCAUCUAAUUAUUAAUUCCAUAUGAUUCGGCAACUAUGUAAAUAGAUACUCCAAGGAAAGAAAUCAAAUAGCAGACAAAAAGCUGAAAAUGAAAUAAAAACGAUAGUAGAAAAAAGAAGAAGAGAUUUUAGAUGGUUGGUUCUAAUACGAAAGACACGAAGGGAGUGAUGUCUUGUCCAUUUUGACAGAAAAUGUUUCAAAACCAAAUUGAUGGGCUUGACUUGAUCUUCAAAUAAUGAACCUGUUUAUUCCGAUUUUAGAACAACUUUGGUAUACAAUUUAUAGCCUACUUACACUCUAGGUUUUGUCUUGUGUUUCUUCUAGGUCUAAGCAUAUAUAUAUAUAUAUAUAUCCUAUUAAAGAAUCUAUAGAUCAAAUCUUUAAGUAAGAGAUAUCACUACUAUUCUUGGAUGAUCACGUGUCUUGGUUUUUCAAAAAUGUAUCGUGUUUAAUUUGAACGGAUGGUUACUAACAUUGAUCGAGCAAUUACAUUACUAUUCGAGUUUGUUAUUGACUGGGACAUGUAAAAAUGUAUGAUAAAUUAUACUUUUUGCCAAAUGAAUAUAUUUUACCAACAGCCGACAAAAAAAAGAAUAUAUUUUACCAACAAAACAACAUGAUGAAUAUUUACUAGUGUACCUAUAUUUUAUAAGAAUGAUUUAUUUAGAAAUUUAGUUAAAUUGUUUACGUUAAAAUCGAUUUCAUAUAUUUGUAUACACCAAAAAGAUCAGUUUCAUAUACGAAAACAUUUAAUUUACCAAAUACGUAAUGCAUCCCUAAAGUUGACUUUCAUCAGUGAAUUGACUAUGGAGUAUAAUCAACUAUUACAUGGUCUUCGCUAGAUGAAGUUAUAUAAUUUUUAAGAUAAUAAUUGAUCACGAAAUUUUUGCAAUGUUAUUAGGUUAGUUCCACUGAUGAUCCACUUUAGUAACAAUUUGACAUUUUGAAUUAGACCCAGCUCAAAACAAAUUGUUUUGUGUCAAAAACUACAUAAUUAGUAAAGGUACGCACCAUAUUACAGAUAUCUUAUAUUAUAGAUAUCUUAUAAUUAGUAAAGGUACGCACCUUUUAAAUUUCUUAGUGAUAUAUUUUAAUAUAUUUCAAAGAAAAUUUGAUAUUAUUAUUUUAUUGUCAAUUAAAUUUUCUUGAUAUAAUUAUAUAUCUUUCAUUUGUUGGGACUUGCAAGCUAACAAGAAUCCAACCCAUAAAAAGUGAAUAAGCUAUAGAUUUGACAUUUUGACUGUAAUUACUAAGAAAUAUUUUUGUCAGUUUAUGUGUGGCUUUCGAUCAUCAUGCAUUGUGCGUUGUUGAUGUGAUCAACAAAUCGAGUAAAACCUACCUUUAGUUGUUCUCUUUAUGAUUAUAACAUCAAUUUUAUUGUUCAUGCUCCUGAAUUUGUUGUGUUUAUAUUACGGCUAGAUUCCGUCGUUCGAUUAUAAGUUAACUUUGGUAUGUUUCGGUUUAAAAAAUACCGGAUUUUUCAAUGCGAAUGGUUGGCCCUGGUUUGGGCCUAUCGAUAUUUUUCCCGAAAUUCUUUAUGUUCAACCGGAAAAAAUACCGUUGAACCAAAUAGUAACAGACCGGGUUGGUAUACUUGACAGAUGUAAACGAGAAGAAAGAACAUAUACAGGAAACCA
Messenger RNA from Brassica napus (rape), 4235 nucleotides. Its product is annotated as agamous-like MADS-box protein AGL80. The record is from RefSeq and is a predicted model, not a curated record. Gene Ontology annotation, biological process: positive regulation of transcription by RNA polymerase II. The transcript has a single exon. Gene Ontology annotation, molecular function: DNA-binding transcription factor activity, RNA polymerase II-specific; protein dimerization activity; RNA polymerase II cis-regulatory region sequence-specific DNA binding. Bases 456 to 1106 code for a protein of 216 amino acids. NCBI's taxonomy places the organism in Eukaryota, Viridiplantae, Streptophyta, Magnoliopsida, Brassicales, Brassicaceae.